AUGGUGUGGAGCGCAAUUGCAUAUGAUGCAAAAUCACCUCUAGUGUUCAUUAACGGUGCUUUGACCGGCCAACGUUACGUUCAAGAGAUCCUGCAGCCAGUUGCUUUGCCAUUCCUGAGCACCCGUGUUCGGCCGCUAUUCCAACAAGACAACGCUCGACCCCAUAUUGCUGCCGUCUCUAGAGCUUGUCUUCAAGGCCUAGACAGCAUGGAGCGGCCAGCAUAUUCACGAGACCUGUCCCCAAUCGAGAAUGUGUGGGAUGCCAUGGGACGAGAUGUCAACACUCCACCCGUACCUCGAAAUCUGCCGGAACUCCGUAACAAAGUUAAAGCAGCAUGGGAUAGACUACCACAGGACUUCAUUAAGAACCUUUUACGAUUCGUUACCAAGACGAUUAGCAUGUUGUAUUCGGAAUAA
Molecule: messenger RNA, 417 nt
Organism: Uloborus diversus
Lineage: Eukaryota; Metazoa; Arthropoda; Arachnida; Araneae; Uloboridae
Exons: 1
Coding region: 1-417 (138 amino acids)
Molecular function (GO): nucleic acid binding
Source: RefSeq, a predicted model, not a curated record